CCCCGGCCGCCCCGCGAUGACCGCGACCGCAGCCCUCCUGCCCGCCCUCUUGCUCCUGCUGGCCUUCGGCCGCAGUGCCCAUGGAGCUGAAUGCUUCCCGGCCUGCCACCCCCAAAAUGGAUUCUGCGAGGAUGACAAUGUGUGCAGGUGUCAGCCUGGCUGGCAGGGUCCCCUGUGUGACCAGUGCGUGACCUUUCCCGGCUGUGUUAAUGGACUCUGUGUGGAGCCCUGGCAGUGCAUUUGCAAGGACGGCUGGGACGGACAUCUCUGCGACCUAGACGUUCGGGCUUGCGCCUCGACCCCCUGCGCCAACAACGGAACCUGCGUGAACCUCGAUAACGGGGAGUACGAGUGCUCCUGUGCCCCCGGAUUCUCAGGGAAGGACUGUCAGAAAAAGGCCGGGCCCUGCGUGAUGAAUGGUUCGCCCUGCCAGCACGGAGGCAGCUGCGUGGACGACGAGGGCUGGGCCUCCCAUACCUCCUGCCUGUGCCCCCCUGGCUCCUCCGGCAACUUCUGCGAGAUCGUGACCAACAGCUGCGCGCCCAACCCGUGCGAGAACCAGGGCAUCUGCACCGACAUCGGGGGCGACUUCCGCUGCCGCUGCCCCGCCGGCUUCAUGGACAAGACCUGCAGCCGCCCGGUGUCCACGUGCGCCAACGAGCCGUGCCUCAACGGGGGCACCUGCCUGCAGCACUCCCAGGUGAGGUUCGGGUGUCUGUGCAAGCCCGAGUUCACGGGCCCCAUCUGCGGCCGGAAGCGCGCGGCGGGCCCCCAGCAGGUCACCCGUCUGCCCAGCGGUUACGGGCUGACCUACCGCCUGACCCCCGGGGUGCACGAGCUGCCGGUGCGGCAGCCCGAGCACCGCAUCCUGAAGGUGUCCAUGAAGGAGCUCAACAAGAGCACUCCGCUCCUCUCCGAGGGUCAGGCCAUCUGCUUCACCAUCCUGGGCGUGCUCACCAGCCUGGUGGUCCUGGGCACCAUGGGCGUCGUGUUCCUCAACAAGUGCGAGGCCUGGGUGUCCAACCUGCGCUACAACCACAUGCUGCGCAAGAAGAAGAACCUGCUGCUUCGUUACAACAGCGGGGAGGACCUGGCCGUCAACAUCAUCUUCCCCGAGAAGAUCGACAUGACCGCCUUCAGCAAGGAGGCUGGCGGCGAGGAGAUCUAAGCAGCAUCCCCGCCGGCCCCUCUCUGUUCUCGGGGCCCCGCAGAGCUCACUAUAUGCGGUCUGUGCUCAUCUUCGUGGUGGAGC
This is a messenger RNA of Kogia breviceps (pygmy sperm whale), 1252 nucleotides long. RefSeq names its product delta like non-canonical Notch ligand 1 (gene DLK1). The record is from RefSeq and is a predicted model, not a curated record. Gene Ontology annotation, cellular component: membrane. NCBI's taxonomy places the organism in Eukaryota, Metazoa, Chordata, Mammalia, Artiodactyla, Physeteridae. Gene Ontology annotation, molecular function: calcium ion binding.